AUGCAAGUUUACGAUUUAAAUAGCGUAAAAGUUUACAAUUUAAGCUGCGGGAAAUCUCUUCCUGACUGGCUGAAUGAGAGAAAGAGAAGGAUGCUUUUGAAGAAGGAUGCAGAUCUACGAAGACGCAUACAGUUGAUACAAGAUUUUGAAAUGCCCACUGUGAGCACUUCAAUUUCGCUGUCCAAAGAUGAAAAAUACAUUUUAGCCACUGGUUUAUACAAGCCUCGAAUCCGUUGUUUCGAUGUCAACCAGAUGUCCUUGAAGUUUGAAAGAUGUUUAGAUUCUGAGGUACUCAAGUUUCAACUUCUUGAUAACGAUUACUCCAAGAUAGUAUUUCUACAAAUUGAUCGAUAUGUUGAGUUUCACUCCAAACAUGGAAAGUACUACAGGACGAGGAUACCUUUUUUUGGCAGGGAUUUCUCAAUCCUCAACACCACUAGUGAUCUAUAUUUUGUCGGGGCCAGUUCAGAAGUCUGUCGUCUUAACCUUCAAGUUGGUCGGUUUCUCAGUCCCCUCUCAACUAAGGCAGAUGAACUGAACUGCUGUGCAUUCAAUGAACAUCACGAAUUAUUCUCCUGUGGGACAACACAAGGUAUAGUUGAAUGCUGGGACCCGAGGGCAAGGAACUGCGUUUGUAGACUUGACUGUGCUGCUCAGUUGAUCGCUCAUGAUAGUGGCAUCAAGGAACUGCCAUCGAUCACUGCCCUUUCAUAUAAUGGGCCGACCAUAAUGGGCGUGGGUACGUCUACUGGCCAGAUACAGAUAUACGAGAUGAGGGUGAACAAACCAAUAGUGACGAAAGAUCACAACUUCAACCUGCCAGUCAAAUGCAUCAAGUUUCAUAGGAACGACAAAAACGACAAUCUCGUUCUCUCCAUCGAUAAAAGAAUCUUAAAGAUGUGGAACCAAGAUACUGGAAAGCCCUUCACUUCUAUAGAGCCUGAGUCGUCAUUGAAUGAUCUGUGUGUUGUGCCAAACAGUGGUCUCAUGUUCAUGGCCAAUGAAGCUCCAAAGAUACUCACUUAUUAUCUACCUGAUUUGGGUCAACCUCCUGCGUGGUGCUCCAUGCUCACUAGUAUUACAGAAGAACUGGAAGAAAGUUCACAAACACAAGUUUACGACGAUUACAAAUUUUUAACGAGGACUGAGAUAGAUGAACUAGGCCUCUCACAUCUCAUCGGUUCAAACAUGUUGAGGGCGGAAAUGCACGGAUACUACGUCAGGGCUGAGAUCUAUCAGAAGGCCAGAUCAUUAGUUGAACCUCUGAAGUAUUCUGAAUAUAAAAAGAACCGAGUUGAAGAUGUUAACAAAGUAGAGAGCAGAAUAAAGGAAGAGAAACCGCUGCCUAAAGUCAACAGAAUGAUUGCCCAGAAACUUGAGUCGUCAUCAAACACUAAGGCUAACAAGUUGAAGAAGAAUUUGUUACUGGAGGGCAGGUUCUCCAAGAUGUUCGAGGAUAACAACUUUGAAGUAGAUGUCUCCAGUGAGCACUACCAGCGGCUGGUUCCUGUGCUGCCCAAAGUUGAUCCUCAGUCAAACAAUCAACGCCAACCAGAUGAGGUCAGAUUAAAUUUAUAA
Messenger RNA from Helobdella robusta, 1578 nucleotides. RefSeq lists its product as hypothetical. Gene Ontology annotation, biological process: maturation of SSU-rRNA from tricistronic rRNA transcript (SSU-rRNA, 5.8S rRNA, LSU-rRNA). The transcript has 16 exons. Gene Ontology annotation, cellular component: nucleolus; 90S preribosome; nucleus. Bases 1 to 1578 code for a protein of 525 amino acids. The record is from RefSeq and is a predicted model, not a curated record. Gene Ontology annotation, molecular function: protein binding. NCBI's taxonomy places the organism in Eukaryota, Metazoa, Annelida, Clitellata, Rhynchobdellida, Glossiphoniidae.